Molecule: messenger RNA, 1113 nt
Organism: Microtus ochrogaster (prairie vole)
Lineage: Eukaryota; Metazoa; Chordata; Mammalia; Rodentia; Cricetidae
Gene: Gpr132
Product: G protein-coupled receptor 132
Biological process (GO): G1/S transition of mitotic cell cycle; G protein-coupled receptor signaling pathway; negative regulation of G2/M transition of mitotic cell cycle
Cellular component (GO): membrane
Molecular function (GO): G protein-coupled receptor activity
Source: RefSeq, a predicted model, not a curated record
AUGAGAUCAGAGCCCAGGGCAGCAGGGAACACCACGCUGGGGGUCCUCUCCUCUGAGACCUGCCACACAUCCUAUGAGGAGAGCAGAGUGGUCCUGGUGGUGGUGUACAGUGCCGUGUGCAUGCUGGGCCUACCGGCCAACUGCUUGACGGCGUGGCUGACGCUGCUGCAGGUGCUGCAGAGGAACGUGGUGGCUGUCUACCUGUUCUGCCUGUCCCUCUGCGAGCUGCUCUACAUUAGCACGCUGCCACUUUGGAUCAUCUAUAUCCAGAACAAGCACAGCUGGAACCUGGGCCCGCAGGCCUGCAAAGUGACCGCUUACAUCUUCUUCUGCAACAUCUACAUCAGCAUCCUUUUGCUGUGCUGCAUUUCCUGCGACCGCUACAUGGCGGUGGUCUACGCACUGGAGAGCCGAGGCCACCGCCAGCAGAAGACUGCCUUCUUCAUCUCUGCGUGUGUGUUUGUUCUUGUUGGGCUCGUUAACUACCCUGUGUUCGACAUCACAUUGGAGAAGAACUCCUGCUUCGAGCCCCAGAGGAUGAGCAGCAGGAUAGCCAGCUACCACUACGUGCGUUUCACCUUCGGCUUUGUCGUCCCUCUUGGGAUGAUCACGUUCACCAACCACCAGAUUUUCAGGAGCAUCAAGCUGAGCACGAGCCUGAGCGCAGCCCAGAAAGCGAGGGUGAAGCACUCCACCAUCGCGGUCGUCACCAUCUUCCUGGUCUGCUUCGCCCCCUACCACCUGGUGCUUCUCAUCAAAGCUGCCGGCUUUUCCUACUACCAAGCAGACGGGGCUGCCGUGUGUGACUUUGAAGGCAGACUGUACACAGUCUCUGUGAUGUUUCUGUGUCUGUCCACAGUUAACAGUGUGGCCGACCCCAUCAUCUAUGUGCUAGUUACAGACCAUUCUAGGCAAGAGGUGUCCAGGAUCCACACAGGGUGGAAAAAGUGGUCCACAAAGACAGAUGUUAUAGACUUAAAGGACUCCGAGGAGGCACACUCACCCACAGCAACCCCCUACACCUUCCCCAAGCCUGUGUAUCCUCCAGGGUCACAGCUGGAUGAGCUGGGCUUACAGUGCUCCCCAGAAAGACUGUCUGAGGAAUUUUGCUAA